Molecule: messenger RNA, 2191 nt
Organism: Microtus oregoni (creeping vole)
Lineage: Eukaryota; Metazoa; Chordata; Mammalia; Rodentia; Cricetidae
Gene: Pcbp4
Product: poly(rC) binding protein 4
Exons: 14
Coding region: 391-1602 (403 amino acids)
Biological process (GO): negative regulation of mRNA splicing, via spliceosome
Cellular component (GO): cytoplasm; nucleus
Molecular function (GO): mRNA binding
Source: RefSeq, a predicted model, not a curated record
UGUGAGGAAGCUGUAGGUGGCCCGUCUUGUUGGGCUGGACCCCAGAGUGAAGGAUGGCGAAGAAGCGAGAGCCCGGGCAGGGCGGAGGGCCGUGGGACAGAAGCUGGGAGGCGCGGCCCGGGCUGAGAUGAAAGCUGCGGCGAGCUGGGCAGGAGCUCCGGGCGGGAAGGACGGGCCCAGUGAGAGCCACACUGGGAGGAUCCUGAGGUCCUGCUGAUGUCACUCGCAGUUGUGAGCGGCCGCCUUUCCCGGGGACAAUGUGGGACUGAGCGGCCCAGCCGCCGCGCCGCCGCUGCCGCCGCCGCAGAACAACCCCAGCGAGCCAGCUGAGCCACAGCCACAGUGUGGACACACUCCCAGGCUACUGUGGCCCCAGCCCCGCCUGACAGAAUGAGCAGUUCAGAUGCGGGGCUGGAGGAGGAGCCAGAGCUUAGCAUCACUCUCACGCUGCGGAUGUUGAUGCAUGGGAAGGAAGUGGGAAGCAUCAUUGGGAAGAAGGGAGAGACUGUAAAGAGAAUCCGGGAGCAGAGCAGUGCCAGGAUAACCAUCUCUGAGGGCUCCUGCCCUGAGCGGAUUACUACCAUCACCGGCUCUACAGCCGCCGUCUUCCACGCUGUCUCCAUGAUUGCCUUCAAGCUGGAUGAGGACCUUUGUGCUGCUCCUGCAAAUGGCGGCAGUGUCUCCAGACCUCCGGUGACCUUGCGCCUUGUCAUCCCUGCCAGCCAGUGUGGAUCACUGAUUGGGAAGGCAGGCACCAAAAUCAAGGAGAUCCGAGAGACUACGGGAGCCCAGGUGCAGGUGGCAGGGGACCUGCUCCCCAAUUCCACAGAGCGUGCUGUUACCGUGUCUGGGGUGCCUGAUGCCAUCAUCCUGUGUGUGCGCCAGAUAUGUGCUGUUAUUCUGGAGUCCCCGCCCAAAGGAGCCACUAUCCCAUAUCAUCCAAGCCUCUCCCUAGGUACUGUCCUGCUCUCCGCCAACCAGGGUUUCUCUGUCCAGGGUCAGUAUGGAGCAGUGGCCCCUGCAGAGGUCACCAAGCUCCAGCAGCUCUCAGGCCACGCAGUUCCCUUUGCCUCAGCCAGUGUGGUGCCAGGACUGGAUCCCAGCACACAGACCAGCUCGCAGGAGUUCCUGGUUCCCAAUGAUCUGAUUGGCUGUGUGAUCGGACGCCAGGGCAGCAAGAUCAGCGAGAUCCGGCAGAUGUCAGGGGCACAUAUUAAGAUUGGGAACCAAGCAGAGGGUGCUGGGGAGCGGCAUGUGACCAUCACUGGCUCACCUGUAUCCAUUGCCCUGGCUCAGUACCUCAUCACUGCCUGUCUAGAGACGGCCAAGUCUACCUCUGGGGGGACACCUGGCUCAGCCCCCGCAGACCUGCCCACCCCUUUCUCGCCACCCCUGACGGCCCUGCCCACAGCUCCCCCAGGCCUGCUGGGCACACCUUAUGCCAUCUCCCUCUCCAACUUCAUCGGCCUCAAGCCUGUGCCCUUCUUGGCUCUACCACCUGCUUCCCCAGGGCCACCGCCGGGCUUGGCGGCCUACACUGCCAAGAUGGCAGCGGCCAAUGGGAGCAAGAAAGCUGAACGGCAGAAAUUCUCUCCCUACUGAGGCCGGCUGAGGCCCAGGCCGGGGCAGGCAGGACCGCCAGCAGGGGCUGCCUCCACGUCCUUCCUGCCCAAGGAGACUCUACCAUGGGGUCUCAAGCGCCAGUAAUGCCAGACGCAUGGAUGCACCCCCUACCCUGCUCCAUCUUUGGAGUCCUCCUCAGAGAGGGGACAGUUUCUGGCCCUGGGUUCUAGGAGCUAUGGCAGCCCCAGAGCAGGGGCUCCACCCCUUCAGACCUAUGCUUGGAUGCCGGGAAUGGCCGGGGCCUCUCUAGUGCCCUGAGGUGGGAGGCUGCUCAUGUCCUCCAUCCCUUUGGGCCUUUGGCCUGCUGCCCCAGUGGGAACUGGAGGAGAGUGAGGGGUGGCUGGGGCCAAGCUUCUCUUCAUCCCCUGCAGAUUCUGCUGCUUCCACUGAUACCCUUUUGACUGGAAUAGACUGGCUGGGCUUGUCAGGGGGCAACCCAAAGAGAGGGCUCUGCCUAUUGCCGGGGGAGUGGCCUGGGGCAGGGGCCCAGGUCUCAGCAGCAGAUUCUCUGUACAGUUUUUUCAAUCCCUGUUUUUGAAUAAAUAUUCUCAGCGACCAGAAAGCCAUG